CUCCCGAUGGCAGCAGGGCCUCCUCUAGUCGGAGCUCUGGCAGUGCCAGCCUUACCCACAGCAGUCACAUAGAUGGCUCGGAAGAAGAGAGCGGGGUCAGAGAGAGACGGGUGUCAGGCACACCAUCCAACCAGUCAACGCACCAGAGGACUCAGUCAGCAUUUGGAGACUGUUCUUUCCAGAGUCCAGUGUUGGGGGAGAGUGCCAGCAUGUACUACCAGUCCCAGUCUCCACAGAGGGACGGCACCAAGAGUCAGGAGCCCAGGGCGGUGGAGGACGAUCAGCGGUUUUAUCAGGAUCUACUGGGCCAAGUGAACAGCCGUCUCCAGGGAUCAGUGAACGAGGAGGUAAAAGAGGAAGAAGAUCGAAGCACCUCGUACACACUGCGAGAGAGACACAGCUUGUCCCCUAGACAAGUGUCCCACUGUCAGUCCCAGCAGUCAUCCCCUAGCCCUGUUCCCGUCAGCUCCCGGAGGCCGGAGCCCAAAGUAGAGCAGCAGUCAGGAGGAAGGGACCAGGUGCUCCACGCCACGCUGCGCCAGCUGCAGCAGCUAGGGGUCAACGUGGACCUGGACUCUGCCGACCCCGGGGGCAAGACCACGCGCAGCUCUGUAGAGAGUGCCAGUACCCUGGCCGGCAUCAACCCAGAGGCGGUCAUCAGCAGACUGACCCUCCCAGAGUCGAUGGGGACCAGCAUGUGGGGCGGCAGCGUGGACCUCAGCCUGGAGGCCAACGCCAUCGCCCUCCGAUACCUAAGCGACCAGCAGCUCUCCAGGCUCUCUGUAGGGGGAGGGCAACAGCCCCCCAGGGCCCGUCCCAGGUUCAGCCCCUGCACACUGCUCUCAGAGAAGCCCCCAACGGAGAAGAGCGCCAUGGGACAGAGCAGUAUUCUGUCUCCGAACAGCAUGUCUUUAGCCACCCGCAAGUACAUGAAGAGAUACGGGCUGAUAGAGGAGGGGAGUGGGAGUGAGGAGGAGGAGAGGGCCGAGGGGGAGCAAUCGGAGAUGGGAUACACUGUACAGUUCCAUGUUCAACCGGAACAAGAAGGACUAGGAGAGUGGGAGCACAAAGGUUUGGUUCUGAAAAACAUCACAAACGAGUUGCCCCACUCCGACCCUGUCCACCCCCAGGCACUGCAUGCAGACUCUCAAAGCCAGCUACUCAGAGACUUGCGUCCUAAAAUGCAGCUUUUGGCCCGCGGCGCCAAACACAGUUUGGAGAAGGAGAAUGGCGCCAAACAGCGGCCAUCUUUUGGAAAAAUGCAGAGGGAGUGUCCUCAACCAGAAGGGUCGAUGGGAAAUUUCUUGGACCUAAGUAGACUUCGACAGCUGCCGAAACUCUUCUAAAGGACCCAUGGGAACUAAUGCAAAGGGAACUCAAAAUGACAAAUGAAAUGUAUUGUCGAAUCCAUUGGGAUUUGUCAGUUUGCUUGUUUCCUUAGUAAGAGGUUUUUAAAUGCUUCCAUACAUUUUUGUUUACAAUAAAAACAAUUAUGCCUCUUUAUUUUAAUCUUCAUGGUGCUCAUUGUAAUGUAUAAAUGUGUGUGUGACCGCUGAUUGACAGAGAUUGUUACCAAAUCACCACAGUGCUCUUUU
This is a messenger RNA of Coregonus clupeaformis (lake whitefish), 1595 nucleotides long. RefSeq names its product SCL-interrupting locus protein homolog. Gene Ontology annotation, biological process: smoothened signaling pathway; mitotic spindle organization; centrosome duplication. NCBI's taxonomy places the organism in Eukaryota, Metazoa, Chordata, Actinopteri, Salmoniformes, Salmonidae. The record is from RefSeq and is a predicted model, not a curated record. Gene Ontology annotation, cellular component: centrosome; centriole. The coding region runs from base 210 to 1346 and encodes 378 amino acids. The transcript is spliced from 4 exons.